Messenger RNA from Prunus mume (Japanese apricot), 1444 nucleotides. NCBI's taxonomy places the organism in Eukaryota, Viridiplantae, Streptophyta, Magnoliopsida, Rosales, Rosaceae. The record is from RefSeq and is a predicted model, not a curated record.
ACUUAAACUUCUGUCUCUGCAAUCUGUUUUAUAUCCCUCUUGUGCUCAGCCUUUGCAUGGACCAACGAAACGACAUCGUGGUGCUCCAAAUAUUUCUUCGACUCUUGUAGUUAUGAAACCAGAUGAGAGCUUUGUGAAUCCUGACGAGAGCUUUGUGAAUCCUGACAGUUUUAUCCAAAGCACUGGGAAGAGGCCUCCCACAAAAGGUGAAAGAAAUUCAGCAAGUACAAAAUGGCCAACAGCAAAGGAAAUUUUUGACCCACAGGGGCCUUUCCUUCCAUUAUGGAACAAGAUAUUUGUAAUUGCAUGCGUGAUUGCAGUCUCAUUGGAUCCUUUGUUCUUUUACAUCCCAAACAUCAAUGAGAAAUACAAGUGCCUUGGUAAGGACAAGAAGUUGAGGACUGCAGCUCUUCUUCUGCGAUCGCUCAUGGACCUCACUUUCGUAAUCCAUAUGGUACAUCAGAUUCGUGUCACGGCAAAAAUCGUGGCCUCAGAGCAGGUAUCAAGAAGAGGAAAGUCAGCUUGGUUAUGCAGAAGAAGAGAGUUGGUUAAGGCAAUGCCCUGGUUUUCCAUCCUAAUUGACUUUCUUGCUGCUCUUCCAAUCCCACAAUUAGCAAUAGGAGUUGUCUUUUUCAGAAGGAAAAGCUCUGAGUAUUUUCGCAAAAGGAGGAUUAUGACCUUCCUUCUUCUCUUCCAAUAUUUGCCAAGGGUUUAUCGAAUAUACCUAACGUAUGAGGAACUUACGAAGAUCAAAAGAUGGGUUAGAGGUGCAUUCAAUUUUUUUUUAUACAUCCUCGCUAGUCAUGUACUUGGAGGUUUUUGGUACUUCUUUUCGAUCCAACGAGAGACAUCAUGUUGGCAUCAUGCUUGUAAAAGAAGUACUGAAAUUUUUUGUGUAGCUAAUUAUCACUUUCAUUGCGAUGAUGAUAGUCUGGGAGACGACAUUACCACUUCAAGUAAAGUCAAAUUCCUAAAUAAAUUUUGUCCAUUAGAUCCACCAGAUCCCUCAAUAUUUGAUUUUGGAAUAUUUGUUGAUGCCCUUAAGUCGGGGUCAACACCUUUUAUGCAAAAGUUCUUUCACUCUUAUUGGUGGGGCCUGCGAAAUCUCAGUAACUUUGGGACGAAUUUAGAAACAAGUAGUUACGUGUGGGAAAACUGCUUUGCAAUUCUAAUUUCUGUUAUUGGCUUGCUACUCUUUUUGUAUCUCAUCGGAAAUGUACAGACAUAUAUACAGUUGGCAACUACAAAAUCAGAGAACAUAUGCCAGAAGAUGGCGAUGAAAGACCUAGAGAUCCAAUUGUGGAUGUCUAGAAAUGGUCUUCCAGAGGAUAUGAAGACAGUGAUUAUGAAAAAUGUCAAACAAAGACUGGAACAAGACAAAGAUGCUGAUGUAGAGAAUAUGUUCUCUAUUCUCUCACAGAAUAACAGGAAAUCUAUAAAGCGU